UUCCAAUUUCAUUUCUCAUUCAUUCCCAAAUCUCAUAACAACAACGUAUCGCAUCUCAACGAAUAAACAAACAUGCUUUCCUCCGUUUCUUUUCCUUCUUCUCUCUACGCCGCAAACUUCGCCGGCAACGCCGUCGCUCCUCCACCUUGCCGAGUUAGAUCUCGGCCAAUAGUUUCCGCCGCUGGUGCUACAGCCACCACUGAAGCUCGUUCUACAUGGACGGAGCAACCUAGACCUUCCUAUCUCAACAUGAACUCUUCUCCUUCAUCGUUCUACGAGAUCCUCGGUGUACCGGCCGGUGCUUCGAUCAAAGAGAUCAAGACGGCGUACCGGCGACUUGCUAGAGUCUGCCACCCUGAUGUGGCGGCGAUUGACCGGAAAAACUCGUCGGCGGACGAUUUCAUGAAAAUUCACGCUGCUUAUUCUACGCUAUCGGAUCCUGAUAAACGCGCUAAUUAUGACCGGAGUAUUUUCCGGCGACAUCGGCCGUUGUCGACGGUGAUGUCCGGUUACUCGAGCCGGAAAUGGGAAACGGACCAGUGCUGGUAGUGAGUCGACUCGUCCGAGUGAACAAUUUAAUAAUUUUAAUUAGAAUAAUAAUAUAACAGAUAACAUAGUUGGGAAGGUGCAGUUAUUGAAGCGCCUUGUCUCAAGUGUAAUUUUGACUAGUAGUAAUUAGGUUUUGAUUUUCAGUUUGUAUUAUACAACGUAUAUAUAUGUACACGUACGCUAGAUGUAGAAGAAGUGGAGCCUGUAUUCAUUGCUAUUUUGAAAUUUUGAAUUCUGAUAACUUUUUCCACUACGAUACAGUAGAAAAAACUGCCACUUGUAUUCAGUAUUUACUACUACUACUGUUUCUUC
Molecule: messenger RNA, 861 nt
Organism: Cicer arietinum (chickpea)
Lineage: Eukaryota; Viridiplantae; Streptophyta; Magnoliopsida; Fabales; Fabaceae
Product: chaperone protein dnaJ 11, chloroplastic-like
Source: RefSeq, a predicted model, not a curated record